AUGGAAAAUAUUAAAUCUGGUGAUACUGUUUUGUUGGUUUGGCACAACGCUGAAGAAAACGAAAUUAAUGACAUUGUUAAUGAAAUCCUGAACGUGACAAACAUUCCGCCUAUUCUCGAAAACUCUGCUAUGAUAACAGAAGGGUCGAGGCCUCAGUCAUCUUUUAACAUAAUCUUAUCAAAUUGGCUAGCACCACAUUCUAUCCAACACAAUGACAAUUUGCUUGCAAUUUUAAUCAAACUCUUGAAACCGAAUGGAAAAUUGAUUUUGAAGGACCACAAUGAUAUUAGCACAGCUCUGAAAUUAAAUGGAUAUCUGAACAUAUUUAAGACGGAUAAUAUCUAUGUUGCAGAGAAACCAAAUUUUGAGGUUGGCUCUAAAGCUUCAUUAAAAUUAAAUGGAAAACCAGCUGUGUGGAAACUAGAUGAUACAGUGGAAAAUGCGUGGUCAAAAGCUAAUGAUGAAGAGACAAUUAAUGCAGAUAAUUUGUUGGAUGAAGAUGACCUUAAGAAACCAGACCAGGCAUCAUUAUCAGUUUGUGCGACAACUGGCAAACGUAAGGCCUGCGCUGAUUGUUCUUGCGGUUUAGCUGAAGAGUUGAAAGGAGAAGUCAAGGAUACACCAAAGUCUUCAUGUGGGAGCUGCUACCUCGGUGAUGCUUUCCGCUGUGCGACUUGCCCAUACCUAGGGAUGCCAGCUUUUAAACCUGGAGAGAAAGUGAAACUCGACCUCAAGUCUGAUAUAUGA
Leptosia nina is the source of this 747-nucleotide messenger RNA. NCBI's taxonomy places the organism in Eukaryota, Metazoa, Arthropoda, Insecta, Lepidoptera, Pieridae. The record is from the annotation of a GenBank genome assembly.